AUGAGUAGAGCUCCACUAAAUCCGGUCCCAACAAUAUCUGAACCAUUUAAGAAAAUUGCAAUCGACUUGAUAGGUGAAUUACCAAAAACAAAAACAGGGUACAAAUAUGUUUUGACCUUGAUUGAUUAUGGUACUCGAUAUCCGGAAGCAAUUCCGCUGAAAACAACUCAUUCUCGCGUUAUUGCUGAAGCGUUAAUUAGUGUAUUUUCACGGGUGGGCCUACCAAAUGAAAUAGUCUCUGACCAAGGAUCUAAUUUAAUUGGACAACUGAUGAGACAGUUGUACGAAUUAUUGGGUAUUUCGCAUAUUAAAACCUCGGUUUAUCAUCCAGAGGCUAAUGGUUUGGUUAAGAGAUUUAACGGCACUUUAAAACAUAUGCUUAAGAAAUUUGUAGCGAAUCAAAUUGAUAACUGGGAUAAGUAUUUACCGCAUGUAUUGUUUGCUUAUCGCGAAGUUCCGUGUCAGUCGACUGGGUACUCGCCGUUUGAAUUAUUAUAUGGGAGGAGUGUACGUGGGCCCUUCUCACUGAUUAAAGAAACUUGGGUUCGCAAAGAAUCUUUACCCAAAGACGCGAUAAGUUAUGUGUUAGAAGUGCGACGACGAUUAAGUCAAAUGCAAAGUAUUGUUCAUGAAAAUACUAAAAAGAGUCAAGCCAAACAAAAGAAGCUUUAUGAUCAGAAAAGUUCGCAUAGGAAAUUUCAGAUUGGCGAUAAAGUAUUGGUAUUGUUACCGACGCCUGGGAGUAAACUCGAAAGCAAAUGGCAGGGUCCUUACACUGUCACUAACGUUUGUACGAACGGCUUGAAUUAUGAAUUAGAUAGAGAAAAGGGGCGAAAACAAAAACGGACUUAUCACAUAAAUCUAUUAAAGCUUUGGAAAACCAGAGAAGAAAUGAAGUUGUCUACAACUGAGAAAGAGUGCUUAGCGAUAGUUUGGGCAGUUGAGACAUUUAGGUAUUAUCUGUUUGGAAGAAAAUUUAUCCUUCAAACGGAUCAUAACCCUUUAGUUUGGUUAAACCAGGUUAAAAACAAGAAUAGGAAAUUAUUGCGAUGGAGUUUAACCCUUCAGGAAUAUGACAUCGAAUUAGAACAUAAGUGUGGAGAGAAGCAUGUGAAUGUGGAUGCGGUUAGUAGAAUGCCAUAA
Molecule: messenger RNA, 1143 nt
Organism: Paramuricea clavata
Lineage: Eukaryota; Metazoa; Cnidaria; Anthozoa; Malacalcyonacea; Plexauridae
Source: the annotation of a GenBank genome assembly